ACAUUCAUAUUAGGUACUCUUAAUGUGACGCGUGCCUUUAAUACAAAACACUGAUAUAAUAUACUGAAGAGGUGAAUCUAUUACAUUUCGUAACCUAUUCUUUAUAAUCUGGCCAACACGGUCUUAAAUCAACAAAUUCUAUUUUGUUUUGCGCCGUGUGCAUGAGAGAGUGAGUGAGAAAGAGGGAAUAAGAGUGAAAGAGAGGAGAUGUAGUGAGAAGGAGAGUUGUAUAUUUGUGUAUAAUAUAGUUAUAGUGAAGGCUUAACCUGUUCAUCUAUUAACCUGUAUAAACUUUACAAUAUGAUUUUGGGAGGCCGUCUUUAUCACUAUAUUGGUCGUUUCCUCUGACCUAUUAAGAAGAUUGUUUUUCAUUGUGAUUAUAGCUAUACCAAUUUAGAUACAUGUUCAGUUUAUAUUUAGAUUAUACUUGCUCGGUUCCGGAUAAGAAUAUAGUUCUAGAGAUAUCGGUCGCACCUGAAUAAAGAGUUACUACUAUGAGCGCAAACAAUGAACGAGAUGCAACUGAGCUGAAGAAAAUUCUCCACGAGCAAAAUGGUGAAAAUGAAAAUGAAAAAAUAAUAAUUGAUGGAACUACUACAACUGAAAAUCAACUACCAAAGAACAGAUCGAAUAGACGGAAGGAAAGAAAUAAAUUCAGAAAAUAUUGUAUCUGGAGGAAAAUAUCAGAUUAUAAAGACCCUGUAGUAUUAAUCCCUCCGAUAGGAUGGAUAAAAGGAAGAACGUGUCUGCCACAAAAUUUAAAUAUCUAUUUUAGAAAACAAAAUAACUUAAUUAAACCUCUAACAAAGGAUGCUAUUGAUGAAUCCAAUACGAACUAUUUUUUAUUUCGACACGAUGAUGAUUAUCAUUGCUGGCCUAAUCUUAAUAAUUCCUUUGUAAAUCAAUCUUGGUCAUUAGGUAACGAUUAUAGGUUGGGAAUUCGCUUAUCGGACGGAUGUGAUUUUUAUGAUUUUAGUGAGUCGAGAGCGUACAGUAUAGGCCGAAAACUCUCCACUCAUCUAAACUAUGUACAAUUAAUGCAAAGUGGGAAAGUAUGUAAGAGCAAGCUAAAGCGAGGAAUAGCUAAAAGCUUAUACAAAGGAAUAGAAGAGUCUAAGAGGGAAACAAUCUUCCAUUCGCCCUUUUCUUUUGGUCUGAAAGAGGCAAAGCGAUCAUCGGAUAUUUUUACUAUAGCAUCCGAAAGCCUAAUGAAUAAUUUAGAAGAUGAAAAAAAAUUAUACGCCCUGCUGGAUAAUUUCUAUUUUAAUUUUAAAGGAGAUUUUAAACCGGGAUUUUUCCCCUAUGCCGGAAGUUUAUCGACAGAUGAAUUCCAGUUUGUUAAUUGGUGUUAUAUGAAAGCACCGUUGUUUUUUAAUCAACCUUCGGGUAAAUAUGCCGAAAAAGAUAUUGAAACUAUAUUUAAGUUAUUUUCAAAGCAUAAAAAACUAGUUGUUAACUAUCAUCAGAAUAAUGAAACAAAGCCAUUUACAUUAAGUAAGAAAAUUCAAAUUAAAGAUCAUCGAAGCUUCCGCUCAAGAUAUUAUAGUGUUGUAUCCGUAUCUGAUGAAGAUAAAUCAAAGGAAGGAUACUGGUCUACCUUUAAAACAGUUGAUCAUGAGAAAUAUAUAUUUUUUUGGCUUGGAGAUAAUAGCAUGUGCUUAUCAGACUCCAAUUCUUUUCUAGCUAUAAGAGAAUGUGGCGUAAAAGAAGCAGUUCUCCAGCACUUUGCCUAUAGAAAUCGACGCCUAUAUUUAAAAAACUCUAUGGUUUGUAUACCAAACUAUCCCUUUAUGCGAGCGACAAUUGUCAAUAAGGAGGAAAGAGGCUGUAGUACAGAAGUAUUUAUUAAAAAAAAUGGGAAUAAUGUUGCUAUUGUUAAUAAAUACGGAUUUAAACUGAGAGCUAGUAUGCCAGAUGUGUAUAUUCUUCAUGCUUCAUUAUCAGAUUCGCAAUUUAUUUUGGCGUUCAAUAAUUUGCAUUCUGAAAAGCCUCAUUGGCAAAAGUUGGAUUAUAAGAAUAUCCAUGAAAUGCAACAAGGUCGGAAUUAUGAAGUGGUUUGCUCUGAUGGUAAUCCGAGGCGUACCUACGAAAAUGGAAGAAUUUCAGAGGAAAUCAGAAUAAAUGUUCCAGAGAAAGGUACCGAAUAUUGCUUUGUGACUGACAAAGGAGCAGUUGCCGUAAAUUCCGAUUAUGGAGAAUUUCUCGAAUAUGACAAUUCUUAUGAACAAAUUUAA
Molecule: messenger RNA, 2234 nt
Organism: Dimorphilus gyrociliatus
Lineage: Eukaryota; Metazoa; Annelida; Polychaeta; Dinophilidae
Source: the annotation of a GenBank genome assembly